AUGGCCCGCCGGAAGAUCUCCUCCGAGUCCUUCAGCUCGCUGGGCUCGGACUAUCUGGAGACCAGCCCGGAGGAGGAGGGCGAAUGUCCCCUGUCCAGGCUCUGCUGGAACGGCAGCCGCAGCCCGCCCGGCCCGCAGGACCCGCUCGCCGCCGCCGCCGCCGCCGCCAGGAGGGCUCCGCGCAGGAGACGGGUCAACCUGGACUCGCUCGGGGAGAGCAUCAGCCGCCUGACGGCUCCCACACCUCAGACCAUACGGCAGACUCUCCAAAGGACACUGCGGUAUUAUGAGCAUAAAGUUAUUGGUUACAGGGAUGCAGAAAAGAACUUUCACAAUAUAUCGAACAGAUGCUCCUAUACAGACUGCUCUGGCAAUGAUGAAGCUGAAGAUGUCUCAGGAAUUCUCCAGUGUACAGCUAAUAUACUCGGUUUGAAGUUUGAGGAGAUGCAAGAAAAAUUUGGGGAGGAAUUCUUCAAUAUCUGCUUUGAUGAGAAUGAAAGAGUUCUUCGCGCUGUAGGUGGCACACUGCAGGACUUCUUCAAUGGCUUUGAUGCUUUGCUGGAGCACAUUAGAACUUCAUUUGGAAGACAGGUCACUCUGGAAUCCCCUUCUUUCCUAUGCAAAGAGCUCCCCGAAGGCAACCUCAUGCUCCACUACUUUCACCCUCAUCAUAUUGUUGGAUUUGCAAUGAUGGGAAUGAUAAAGGUGGCAGCAAAGAAGAUCUACCGUUUGGAAGUGGAUGUGGAACAAGUCACGAAUGAUAAACUGUACGCAGAGGGGUCGAACCCAGGUAAUUGCAGCUGUCUUACUUUUAUUAUCAAAGAACGUGAAAAUGCAAAUAUCACAAAAGCACUUCCACUCGGAUCAUCUCAGUCUCCCUCAGACCUGAGGAUAAGCAUCAGCACCUUCUGCAGAGCUUUCCCCUUCCAUCUGAUGUUCGAUCCAAACAUGCUGGUGCUCCAGCUUGGGGAAGGCCUUAGGAAGCAGCUCAGAUGCGACACUCACAAAAUGUUGAAAUUCCAGGACUGCUUUGAGAUAGUUUCCCCCAAGGUCAGUGCCACAUUUGAACGAGUCCUCCUGAGAUUAUCAACACCAUUUGUGAUUCGGACCAAACUUGAGGCUUCUGGCUCUGAAAAUGAUAAGGUGAUGGAAGUCAAAGGACAAAUGAUCCAUGUGCCCGAGUCAAAUUCUAUUUUGUUUUUGGGUUCCCCUUGUGUGGACAAGCUGGAUGAACUGAUGGGCCGAGGCCUACAUCUUUCUGACAUACCUAUCCACGAUGCUACCCGUGAUGUCAUAUUGGUUGGGGAGCAGGCAAAGGCCCAAGAUGGCUUGAAGAAACGAAUGGAUAAACUGAAGGCAACAUUAGAGCGAACACACCAAGCUCUGGAAGAGGAGAAAAAGAAGACAGUAGAUCUUCUUAUUUCUAUUUUCCCAGAAGAGGUGGCUCAACGAUUGUGGCAGGGGCAACAAGUUCAGGCCAGGAAGUUUGAUGAUGUCACAAUGCUCUUCUCAGACAUUGUUGGCUUCACAGCUGUGUGUGCCCAGUGCACCCCCAUGCAGGUGAUCAGCAUGCUGAAUGAGCUAUACACUCGAUUUGACCAUCAGUGUGGAUUCCUGGAUAUCUAUAAGGUGGAAACAAUAGGUGAUGCAUACUGUGUUGCAGCAGGGCUCCAUAGGAAGAGCCUUAGUCAUGCGAAACCCAUUGCUUUGAUGGCUCUGAAGAUGAUGGAACUUUCAGAAGAGGUACUUACACCAGACGGGAGACCUAUUAAGAUGAGGAUAGGAAUUCAUUCAGGAUCAGUUCUGGCUGGAGUUGUUGGUGUGAGAAUGCCACGUUAUUGUCUCUUUGGAAACAACGUCACUCUAGCAAGCAAGUUUGAGUCAGGGAGUCAUCCGCGUCGCAUCAAUGUCAGUCCAACCACAUACCAGCUUUUGAAAAAGGAAGAAAACUUUACUUUUAUCCCUCGGUCCCGUGAAGAGCUUCCAGACAACUUUCCAAAGGAAAUCCCUGGGAUCUGUUACUUCCUGGAGGUCACAAGUGGGCAGAAGCAGCCAAAGCCCUCCAUGACAUCUGCCAGAGUGAGAAAGGUUUCCUACAACAUUGGCACCAUGUUUCUUCGGGAGACAAGCCUAUGAAGCCUGCUGCAGAUCAAAGACUAGUCAAAAAGCACAAGCCCAGAACUGGGUCAUGAGAGGAAAGUUGGAUAUUCUUUUUAUUUCACUGCCUUGUCGUGGACAAGCAGUAAAAGCUCUAUCUAAUGUCAGGCAAUAAUUAUUUUAAAAGGUGGGUGACUGCUGUCAGUAAACAAACUGGAAAAUGAAACAAAAUACUUCUAUUUCCAGAGGAAUUAUUGGUUGUCAAUUUCAAUUCGGCCCCUUUAAAAAACAAAGCAAACAAAUCUUUGGGGUUGAUUUUUGUUUGAACAGAAGUGGGUGAUGGUUGUCUGUAGAUUUGCACCAGCUAAGCAGAAUUGAGCAUCAGUUCUGAUUAUGCAUUCCUACAUUAAUGUGUCGUUCACCAAGGUAACAAUGUUUUUUAACUUUCAGAACAAACAUUUCAUACAUAUACUGUAGAGUGCUGUAACCUUCCUGGCAGGAGGAAUAUAUAAUUCAGUACAAUAUUGUAGGGAUUUUACCUAUUUUUAUACAUAUUUCACUUUCUGGACAAUUACAUUCCAUAUACUAUAAAAUGAGUGAGCUUUUCAGAAUAAGCUACUGUAUGUUUCAGAUAUUCUCUCUAUCAAAGCUUCUUAUUAUACAAGUGGCAAGACUUUUGACUUUUUGGCAACAAAAACAUCAAUAUUUUGCAAAAGAAAAAUACAUUGAUAAGUCUCCUUACAUGGCUUUUACGGUUUAGAUGAACAUUGUCUCGCAUAUACAAUAAUAUAUAAUGUUCAGAUGUUCAGUAUUUGUCCUACUAGUAACAUGUGUCCAGUCUCUCCAGAAAAAUGCAAACAAAGGCUUAAAGAUCAAUGUCUUGGUGGGUAAAAAAAAGUUCCGUUGCACCCCAUGGGCCAUAUCUCAUACCAUCGAUUUUAUGUAGAAGUCCUUACGAUGGAUGAUGUAGCCUAUUGAAAGCAGCAUCCAGCAGAUAUGGGAAGCACUUUGGGAGGGAUUUUCAAAGCAGCUCAAUCACAGGAAUACAGGUUCCAUUGAUUUUUAGUGGGAUUUGUGCUCUUAAAUCGCUUUGGAAUUUUUGAAAAUCAUGUCCGUUAUUAGCAAUGUUAUGCUGGAAGUUUCAUCUGCUGCUAGCUUGGCUGAAAUGUUGCUGCUUUUUGUAGUGCAGAAUAGAUUAAAAGACAUGUACAAAUUUAAAAAGGGGAAAUGCUUACCUUUAGUAUAAUGCAAAUGACUGUUCAAAAUUUAAAUUAAUCGAGAUCAGUAAAAAUAAAGGGCCAGAUUCUCAUCUAUUGAAAAUUUAUGCAACUCUGUUGUCUUCAGUGGAGCUAUGCUCAUUUACACCAGGAGAGGAUCUGGCCUCAAAUAGUCAUGUCUUCAGACAGACUUUAUUUUUUUCUGAUUUUACCCUUUCCCUUGGAUUUCCUUUUCAAUUAGCACUACCUGUAGAACUGCCUCUGCAAGCCUACCCAUAGCAGGGUCCUAUUCGUACAGACCAACACAGUUCUAUGCUUAGAGAAAACAGUUCAUUAGCUAAUGUCUGUACAGUGCUUUUGAAGAUGUGUAGCUCUGUAUGGGCCUGA
Molecule: messenger RNA, 3701 nt
Organism: Gopherus evgoodei (Goodes thornscrub tortoise)
Lineage: Eukaryota; Metazoa; Chordata; Testudines; Testudinidae
Gene: GUCY1A2
Product: guanylate cyclase 1 soluble subunit alpha 2
Exons: 8
Coding region: 1-2136 (711 amino acids)
Biological process (GO): cGMP biosynthetic process; response to oxygen levels
Cellular component (GO): guanylate cyclase complex, soluble
Molecular function (GO): heme binding; guanylate cyclase activity
Source: RefSeq, a predicted model, not a curated record